Molecule: messenger RNA, 3948 nt
Organism: Manacus vitellinus (golden-collared manakin)
Lineage: Eukaryota; Metazoa; Chordata; Aves; Passeriformes; Pipridae
Product: KIAA0825 ortholog
Exons: 20
Coding region: 95-3934 (1279 amino acids)
Source: RefSeq, a predicted model, not a curated record
ACUAAUAAGUUUCCACUUUUUAUGUAAUUUGUUUCUUUAGUUUUGGUAAUAAGUCAUCACUGGUUGUAAGAACGACCUAAAACAGAUUCUAAAAAUGGAAUGGGGAGGAGAGUAUUCACUUGAUUCUUCCAAUUUAGACUGUUUGUUAAAUGUCCUUCCUGGAGAAUUGGAAUUUCAACAAAUCCUGAGUGAUGUUGAUGAGAAAAUAAAGAACAACUCUUCCAGCAUAGAAAAGUGUCUUAAAGACCUGCAAAAAGAAGUAAAUGAAAUAUGUACUGAUGAAAUUCUACAAAGCACAACUGACUGCAUUCAGUGGCUAAAUAACUGCAAUUUUAGUUCUCUCAGAUCUUCUUCUACAGACCAUGGAGAGCUGACGGAGUUUCUUAGGACCCUGCAAAGCUUGCUGAAGAAUGAGCAAAAUCAAGAAGAAAUGGUACUUCACUUCCUUCUGGAUCUCUCUAGUCAGUGUGGUGUCUCAUUUCCCUGCACUCCGACUGGGACAUCUUUUGAGUUAACAUCUUCCCUUCAUACCAUUGAAGAUGAUUCAGCUAUGGAUGUGAAGUCUCUUUGGGAUGAUGUGAGAUUGCAUCUUCGACAAUUUUUAAUAAAUAGACUGCAAAGUCAAGAAGAAGCAAACGCUACUGCUUUGCAACAACAAAUGGAGUUUAAAACUCAGUGCAUACAGCAACUUUUGUUUCUUUAUCCUGAAUCAGAAGUCUUAACGAAGUAUCAAAAUAUGCAGAAUAAACUGGUUAGCGAUCUUCUACAGAACUGUAUUUUAUCUAGUUGUGGUGAAACAAAUUUUGAUAAGGUGGUUCAUGGUUACCAAAGUUCCAUACCCACAUUGUGCACAAUGAUAAAAGAAGAUUUGUAUAUACUAAGUGGAACUAUUGAUCCUUCUUUAUCAUUGAAGUUUAUUAAUGAAACUUAUCUGGAUACCAUCACAGAAGAAAUGACAGUUCUUCUUGAAAGACUUUGUGAGCUGCAGUUCAAAGAAAAUGCUCUACAUAUAGUUAAAGCAAACAAGAUUUCAAAGAAGUGUAGAGGAACAGUUCACGCUGUGGCCUCCCAAGAAUACCCCAAAAAAGGAAGGAACUUCUGCUUAACAUUGUAUCAACUCAAAUGUCUUUCUCAACUUAUCAAACUCUUCUUAUUAAUGGAGGAAAAAAUUGAAGAGCUCUGUGCAGAAAUUCUGUUGCUGCCUUCAUUUAUGGAGCGGAAUAAGAACGUUCAAGGAGUUCUGAAGAGAGCUAGUGGGGAGCUUUUAAUAGGAGAAACUAGAGCAAAUGAAACCAGCGUGCUUCCUGAACAGUUACUUCAGGUAGAAGAGCCUAUUUUACUGAAUUUUGGCUGGAGAAAUGCAUUUAAAGACCUGUCUUCUUCUGUGGCUCACUGUAUAACAAUAGCAAUCGAGGAUUUUUCAUCUAAAAUUCUUCAACAUGAGCAGAAAGAAGAGUUUUCAGCUGCAGGCUGUGCAAUGAGUCUUGUAAACAACCAGCAAAUGAGGGAGUCCUGCAGAGCAGUCCAAGAGGAGGAGCAACCAAAACGAAUUGCUAAGUUUUGUUCUGACAUCAUGGAAGAACUGGACACGUUGCUUCCAUUGGCCCUGGCAUGCAGAGAUGAUUCUCUUCAGGAAAUUAGAGCAAACUUCGUAGAGGCCUGCAGCAAAGUGGCAACAGCUGUGCUGGCAAGACUCGAGGAGAAGAGCAAAGACAUUCCCUCCAAGGCUCCCCUGCAAGACUUAUGUGCUGCCCUUUCCACAGCAAUAUAUGUCUUUCAGCAUUUUACAAUGUACAGCAAUUUAAUGAGAGAAACAAGCAAAAACCCCCUGUUCCUAGUGCUUGUCCAACAAUACCAGGAAUUCAUCAGUGUUCUCCAGUUUCAAGUUACGAACUACUGCAUCAGAGUUUGUGCUACAAGCAUAUUACAGGAUGCUGAGAGCCACCACUGGGAUGACUACAAAGCUUUUUAUGAGGGGGAAAGAUGCUCAUUCUCUGUCCAGAUGUGGCAUUACUUCUGCUGUGCUAUUCGUCAUGAUCUAUGGACUAUUCUACCUCCAAAGACAGCCCAGGAGAUUCUUACAGAUAUACUAGAGCAAUCUUUGGAUAUUCUGUCCUCCAGAUAUUGUCAGGUGCAUCCCAGUUACAAGAGAACACCUCAAAUCAGAAUUGAUAUUGCAGCAAUUUUGAUGUCCACUGAAGAUAUGCUCUGGUCAAGUUGUAGUUCUGUACAGGAGUUUCUGAAUCCACAUGAAGACAGAGAUCUCAAGAUCUAUAAAAUACAUAGCCACUGCAAUAAUCUGAUCUCUGUGCUGGCUAUUUUAACUUCACCACUGAAGAAUUUGUAUGAGACAUUACUGAAUAGUUGUGGUGAACAUCUUCCUCAAGAGUUUUCAGAAGUCUUUUAUCAUCCAUCACAUUGGUUAUUUUGCAUACCAUCAUCCUGUUUUUUCUUACUGAAGAUUCCAUCAGCCAGAGAAAUGGCAGCCCAGGGUCAGCUGAAACUGCUCUUAUCCCAGCCGUAUUGUAAUUUGAACUUGCUUUUGGACACAUUGCUACAUCAUGAUUGUCUCUUAGUGAAAAUUUUGCUGAGAAGCUCAGGACAUGAAGCAUUGAAUCGUGAUGAACAAAGUUCUCUCUUAGAACAGAUAAAUAACAAAGAGCCUACUCUGAUUGAAACAAUCUUCACAGUAUUGUCUUACUGCACUUUAUCGCCCAAAUCUCUUGGCAUUGCUUUUGAGACCUACAUGGAAAAAGAGCAGUUGUGGAAUUGCUUAUACAGCAUGACAGUUUCCAGUUGUGGUGAGUCAGAGCCAGAAGUUAUCAGAUGCUUGAAGUUGACUUUGAUUAAUUCAGUCAAGGGUGUAGUGAAACAGAUUAUUUCUUUGAUGCAUUCAUGGGAGGCAACAGAAAACUAUGGAACUUACCAGCACAAGCAAAUAGUACCUGAAAGUUUACUGAAAACAGUUCCAAAGGAAUGGAAUUAUACUCCUCGGGAAAUGAAGAGAAAAGAAUCUGGGAAAUGCUUCACAAGGCUUGCAGCUCAGGCAGUAUCUAUUGUAAUCAGCAAGUUACCUACAGUGAUUGCAUGUUUGCCUCCCCCAAUUAAGUACUUCUUUUUUCUGGCUGAGAGAAAAAUGUCAAGAAACUUUGCUGAAUUGAAGAAAGCUGGUCUGCUUGUCUGGAACUUGAUUCUAAUUAUAUGUCGGAUAUUUGAGGAUGGAAAUACUGCAGAACUUUUAACAGGUGCAACACUUGACAGAUGGAGCAAAGAAAAACUCAGUUUAGUUCGUGUGUGCUUAGAAAGUAUUAUGGGAAAACAGAAAAGUGGUCCUAAGCAAGUGACCCAGAAGAUUAUACAAAACAUUGAACAGCAGAGACCAAACUGGAUUGAAAGCCAGUUGCUGAAGGCAAGAAAAUUGAGCACAGACUGUGCCUCAGACACAGUAGAAGGUGCAACGUUAGAGGAAGGAGGUAUUGCAUUUGGAUUCACUGAGCAGAAAAUAAACAUGAUGGUCCUGGAUAUCUGCCACAAACCAGGUGGCAGCGAGUACCUGAGGCAAAUUUAUCACAUCAUCCAGCUCAAUGAGGAAUAUUUGAAAGACCAGCUGUCUUGUGAGAAUUCUUCUGAAGAUGGUGUUACGUCCAGUCAAUGCCUGCCUUUGACGCUGAAGGGCAGAGAAGAGCAGCCUGUCUUCAACCCUUUCCAGGUGUACAGACAAUCUUGUGCAAAAGUGUUCAAUCAGUCAGCCAGUACUGAAUGGAACUGGGAUUGGUCAAACUUGCUGCCAAGUUGCUUGGGAUUGAAUCAGAUGACCUUCAGGGUGCUGCUGACACACAGCGGGAUGGAGAAGAGAAUUGGGGGCAGAAGAGGUCAAGAUCACGGGUUGAGAGAAGAACAAUUUACUGGAAACAGCAAUGAAAUAAGAAAAUGAACAGUAACAGCAAC